Messenger RNA from Drosophila eugracilis, 680 nucleotides. Its product is annotated as thialysine N-epsilon-acetyltransferase. The coding region runs from base 59 to 583 and encodes 174 amino acids. Gene Ontology annotation, molecular function: N-acetyltransferase activity. Lineage: Eukaryota; Metazoa; Arthropoda; Insecta; Diptera; Drosophilidae. The transcript has 4 exons. The record is from RefSeq and is a predicted model, not a curated record.
AUCGCUCAUCUCUAUAGAUUUGAUAAGCGUUGAUAAGCACAAUCAGUAAUCCUAAACUAUGUCGCAAACUGAGGAGUUCACCUUUCGCCGUGCUCAAGAUGAUGAUAUUAAAGAUGUGCUUUAUAUGAUCCAGGAGCUCGCUGACUUCGAAAAAAUGAGCAAUGGUCCUCAGCUAACCGAAGACGAUCUUAAAAGAGAUGCAGGACUAACUGGAGGUCAGGAGUAUUGUGAAGUCUAUGUGCUUAUAGACAAUGCCACCAAUCAGGCGAUUGGCUAUUCCAUUUGCUACAAGGCAUACUCCACCUGGCAGGGUCGUUACUUCUUUGUUGAGGACAUCUACGUUCGUCCAGAUCAUCGAAAGCGCGGCGCCGGAAAGAGAAUCUUCCUAGAGGUCUCCGCCAGGGCCGUUGAACUUCAAUGCCCACGACUGGAAUUUAACGUACUAGAAUGGAACCCCGCCCGUAAAUUCUACGAAAGACUUGGUGCUGUGGAUUUGACAGUCAAGGAAGGAUGGCACUAUUACCGUGUCGAGGAACAGCAACUGGUCAAAUUAGCCAAGGAUCUGGCUAAAAAUAAGUCUUGAUUUAGUUAAAUUUUAAAUAUUUAUACUUUAUAGUAGAAAGAUAAAUAAUUAAUAAUACUUGACCAUAGGCCUUAUACAAAUACAUAUGCUACGAGUA